Molecule: messenger RNA, 1313 nt
Organism: Coccomyxa subellipsoidea C-169
Lineage: Eukaryota; Viridiplantae; Chlorophyta; Trebouxiophyceae; Coccomyxaceae
Product: tyrosine tRNA ligase
Exons: 9
Coding region: 29-1198 (389 amino acids)
Biological process (GO): tRNA aminoacylation for protein translation
Molecular function (GO): tyrosine-tRNA ligase activity; ATP binding
Source: RefSeq, a predicted model, not a curated record
UUCCAUUUGAACGAGAUCUAUCAAUACGAUGGGUGCCGAAACUCGCAGUCCUACCGAAGCUGAGGAGGACGCGCCAACAACAAGUGGCAUUUCCUCAACUCCAGGACAAACACAACGACUGCGAGAGCUGGCGACAACAGACAGACAGCUGACUUUGGAGGAGAGAUGGGAGCUCGCAUGUAGCGUUGGCAUAGAGUGCAUACAACCCGAAGAGCUGAAAAAUUUGCUCGACAAAAAACCCAAUCCUGUAGCAUACGAUGGCUUUGAGCCCUCAGGACGCAUGCACAUUGCACAGGGAGUCAUGAAAGCCCUCAAUGUCAACAAGCUCACUCGAUGUGGAGUCAUCUUCAAGUUCUGGGUAGCAGACAUCUUUGCACAGAUGAACAACAAGCUCGGCGGGGACAUCGAAAAGAUCCGCACCACUGGGCGCUACUUUGUGGAGAUCUGGAAGGCCAUUGGCAUGGAAGGCAUUGGCGAGAAGGUACUAUUUCUCAACGCGGGCGAGGAGAUUGCAAAGCAUGCGCGCGAGUACAAUGACAUGCUGGUGGAUGUUAUGGACAGCUUCACGCAGGACCGCAUUCUGCGCUGCACGCAGAUCAUGGGCCGGAGCGAGACGGAUGACCUGAGCCCUGCGCAGAUCAUCUACCCCUGCAUGCAGUGCACUGACAUCUUCUUCCUCAAGGCGGACAUCUGCCAGCUGGGCCUGGACCAACGCAAGGUUAAUGUGCUGGCGCGCGAGUACUGCACCAAGAUCAAGCGCAAGCUCAAGCCUGUCAUCCUCUCCCAUGAGAUGCUCCCAGGGCUGCUCGAGGGUCAGGAGAAGAUGUCAAAGAGCGACCCCAACUCUGCGAUAUUCAUGGAGGACAGCGCGGCUGAUGUGGAGCGCAAGAUAGGGAACGCCUUCUGCCCAGAGCGCCAGGUGGAGGGCAACCCAUGCAUCAAGUACAUUACCCUCAUCGUCCUGCCCUGGACCGGCAGCUUCAGCGUAGCUCCAAAAAGCGGCGGCAGCAGGGAGUACCUGGAUGCUGCUGAGUUGGAAGGGGAUUACUUGAGCGGCGCACUGCACCCCAGUGACAUGAAGCCGGCUCUGGCGGCUGCGCUGAAUGGAAUUUUGCAGCCUGUGCGCGACCACUUUGAGAAUGAUGCGGAGGCCAAGCAGCUACUGCGAGAUGUCCGCUCGUUUAAGAUCACGCGAUGAUGCAGAAUUAGUGAAAGUGGACACGCAUGUGUCUUCUGUAAAAUUUGCUGUUUUCUGAUAAUCCUGAAAGUGUUACGGUGUUAGGCGUCACGGUAUGUGUAACACGGUUUUGCAC